Nezara viridula (southern green stink bug) is the source of this 3972-nucleotide messenger RNA. Lineage: Eukaryota; Metazoa; Arthropoda; Insecta; Hemiptera; Pentatomidae. The record is from the annotation of a GenBank genome assembly.
GCUUAAGGUUAUAUGUUUUGUGGUAAGGUUUGUUGUUAUUGACAGAGCCAGUUUUGAAUUGCUAUGUUACUCUUUAUUUCGGCAAAUUUAUCUGUUUUCGGUGAUUUAUUAUACAAGACCAGUCUACAAAGAUAUUAAAAUACAGUAAAACAUGUUCAUUAAGCAGGUCAUCAUUCAUGGUUUUAAAAGUUAUAGGGAACAGACUGUUGUCGAACCCUUUCACAAAAGACAUAAUGUUGUUGUUGGACGAAAUGGUUCAGGAAAAAGCAACUUUUUCUAUGCUAUCCAGUUCGUACUCAGUGAUGAAUUUUCACAUUUGCGACCUGAACAGCGGCAAGCCCUUCUACACGAAGGAACUGGCCCGCGUGUUGUUACUGCUUAUGUAGAAAUUAUAUUUGAUAACAGUGAUAAUAGACUGCCGAUUGAGAAAGAAGAAAUAGUGUUGAGGAGAGUGAUUGGUGCCAAAAAGGACCAGUAUUUUUUAAACAAAAAGAUGGUUCCUCGAUCAGACGUGAUGAACCUUUUAGAAUCUGCUGGAUUUUCACGUUCCAACCCCUACUACAUCGUUAAACAGGGAAAAAUUAAUCAGAUUGCAACUGCCCCCGAUUCUCAUAGACUUAAACUUCUGAGAGAAGUAGCUGGAACAAGAGUGUAUGAUGAGAGAAAGGAAGAGUCAACUUCCAUCCUAAAAGAAACUGAGGGCAAGUUAGAUAAAAUCGAUGAAUUUUUAAGAACUAUCGAGGAAAGAUUAAAAACAUUGGAAGAAGAAAAAGAAGAGCUGAAGGAAUAUCAAAAAUGGGAUAAAAUGAGAAGAUCACUUGAAUAUUGCAUUCAUGAUCGAGAGCUUAAGGAUACAAAAAAGAAAUUGGAAGAGCUGGAACAAAGAUUAAAUAACUUUGACGAAGUUCAGAAGAAAUUGGCAGCUGAACUAAAAGCUGCCCAGGAUUCAGCUAAAGUUGCUGCCCGAAAAUUAAAAGAAACGAAAAAGGAAGUUCAGGUAGCCAAAGAAGAAAGGGAAACACUAAGUAUCGAGCAGCAACAGUUACUUAAAGAUAAAACUAAAUUAGAACUGACCAUAAAGGAUCUCACGGAUGAAGUUCAAGGGGACGACAAAAGCAAGCAUCGAGCAGAGCAAGAGCUGGUCAAGCUUAAUGAAACAAUAGCACAAAGGGAAGCUGAAUUAGAAGAACUGAAACCUCGCUAUGAAGCUCAAAAGAAAAGAGAAGAGGAAUGCACAAGAGAAUUAGCAUUGAAGGAACAAAAAAGGAAAGAAUUGUAUGCAAAACAAGGAAGAGGUAAUCAGUUUACGUCAAGAGGUGACAGGGAUCAAUGGAUUGAAAAGGAACUUAAAUCUCUUGUAAAACAAAUUAAAGAUAAGACUGAACAUAAAGAAAGGCUUGCAGAAGAUCUUAAAAAGGAUAAUGAAAAGCAAGUCCUGUUGGAAAAGAAAAUAGCUGAGCAAAGUGCUGAAUUAGAACAUCAGCGGUCUGCUAUCGAUGAAUAUAAUAAGCAGCACUAUGAACAGAAGAAAAUGAAAGACCAGUACCAGAGUACUAGGAAUGAGUUAUGGAGAAAAGAGAAUCAGCUUCAGCACACUAUGACUUCGUUAAAGGAAGAAUUGGCCAAGGCAGAUCAAGCCCUCAGGAGUAUGGCAGGAAAGCCUAUCCUCAAUGGUAGAGACAGUGUGAGGAAAGUUCUAGAAACAUUCCGGCAAAGAGGUGGCACUUAUAAAGAUCUGGCUGAUUGCUAUUAUGGCCAAGUCAUUGAGAAUUUUGAGUGUGAAAAGUCUAUUCAUACUGCUGUUGAAGUUACUGCAGGAAAUAGGCUUUUUUACCAUAUUGUGGAAUCUGACAGUGUCGGUACACAGAUUUUGAAGGAGAUAAACAGGCAAAAUUUACCUGGUGAAGUCACUUUCAUGCCAAGAAAUCGUUUGCAUGUAAAAGAUCAACGAUACCCGUCUUCAGAGAAUGCGAUUGCCAUGGUUAGUAAACUAACUUAUGAUCAGAAAUUCGAUAAGGCAAUGAGAUACAUUUUUGGUAAGACUCUCAUUUGUCGUAACUUGGAGGUAGCUACUGACAUGUCGAAACAGUACAACCUAGACUGCAUUACAAUCGAUGGUGAUCAGGUAUCAUCCAAAGGUACACUCACUGGUGGUUACUUCAAAAACAUCAGGUCUAAGCUCGAAAUUCAAAAGAACAGAACAGAGUUGAUGCAACAAAUUCGCGAAGCAGAUGCACAACUACUUGAGUUACGUGAACAGCUUACUGUUACUGAAGCUUCCAUUACCCAAAUUGUUUCUGACAUGCAAAGGACAGAAACGAAAAAUAGCAAAGCUAAAGGAUACUUCGAUAAACUGAAAGCUGACAUCAGACUGAUGAAAGAGGAGUUGGCCAGUAUUGAAAGGUACAGGGGCCCGAAAGAGAGAUCCUUACAGCAAGCCAUAUCUAACCUCGAAGCUAUGCAGAGCACCAAGCAAGGAUUGGAAUCUGAGCUUCACCAGGACUUGCUGGAACAACUGUCGGCAGCAGACCAACGUGAUAUGGACAAGCUAAAUGAUGAUAUCAGACGUCUCACUCAAGAAAAUAAAUCAGCUUUCUCUACGAGAAUGAAGCUGGAAGCAGACAAAAAUAAACUUGAAAACCUUCUAACAAACAAUCUUAUCAGAAGAAAAGAUGAACUCAUACAGGCAUUACAAGAAAUCUCAGUGGAGGAAAGGAAGAGGACAUUAGAUAACUCCAGAUUAGAACUUAGUGGGAUAGAAAAGAGGUUAGAAAAACUGAAUAAAGACUUCAAAGCAUGUGAGAAGAAAGUUCAAGAAGCAGUCAAAAGGCAAAAAGCUGAACAGGACGAAGUAGAAAAAUGGAGAGUGAAAGAGAAGGAAGCUCAAGAAAAGAGAGAUGCCGAUACAAAAGAUUUGAGUAAAGUGGCAUCUAAGCAAGCCAUGCUUCAAACCAAGAUUCAAGAGGCGACGUCAAAGAUACAAGAAUUAGGAUCACUUCCUUCUCCUGAAAUGGUCAACAAGUAUAUGUCUUACUCGUCUAAGAAUCUUUUUAAAGAGCUAGAGAAGGCGAACGGGCACUUGAAGAAAUAUAGUCAUGUUAACAAAAAAGCGCUCGACCAAUUCAUGAGUUUUUCAGACCAAAAAGAGAAACUUAUGAAAAGAAAAGAAGAGUUGGAUAGAGGGGAUGAAAAGAUCAAAGAGCUAAUGGUGGUUUUGGAACAAAGAAAAUGUGAGGCCAUUCAAUUUAUGUUUAAGCAAGUGUCUAUGUUCUUCUCUCAGGUAUUUAAAGAGCUAGUUCCUGGAGGUCAUGCCCAGCUGGUAAUGAAGACUAAUGAUGGCGAUGAACACGUCGAGCAUAAUCCUGAAAUAAAUUCUGAUGAAUUUUCUGGUGUUGGAAUCAGGGUCUCGUUCACCGGUCAUGGUGAAAUGCGAGAGAUGAACCAGCUGUCUGGAGGACAGAAGUCUCUUGUAGCACUUGCCCUGAUCUUUGCCAUUCAGAAAUGUGAUCCUGCGCCGUUUUACUUGUUUGAUGAAAUCGAUCAGGCUUUAGAUGCUCAGCACAGAAAAGCUGUUGCAGACAUGAUUCACAAAAUGUCAGAGGAUGCUCAGUUCAUCACAACCACUUUCAGGCCCGAGCUUCUUCAACAUGCUAAUAAGUUCUAUGGUGUCAAGUUCAGAAAUAAGGUGAGUCAUGUCGAGUGUGUAACACGAGAGGAAGCAUAUGACUUUGUGGAGGAUGACACAACGCAUGGGUAACCAAGUCUUAUCCAAGGAAAAAAAAAUAUUUUAUUACUGUUUGUAUUUAAUGUUAAGGUGGCCGAUUACGUAGGCCCAUUAUAGGGAACUUUUAAUAUUUGACUGUAAACUCAGUUCAAGUACAUAAUUUUGUACAGCUGUUGAUUUUAUAUUGAUUUAAGUUAAAUAAUUAAUGUAUAUUUGAUUAUUAAAAUAUAUAGUUUUUGUUUUUAUUA